Messenger RNA from Alternaria postmessia, 1131 nucleotides. RefSeq lists its product as uncharacterized. The transcript is spliced from 2 exons. NCBI's taxonomy places the organism in Eukaryota, Fungi, Ascomycota, Dothideomycetes, Pleosporales, Pleosporaceae. Gene Ontology annotation, molecular function: zinc ion binding; DNA-binding transcription factor activity, RNA polymerase II-specific. The record is from RefSeq and is a predicted model, not a curated record. Bases 1 to 1131 code for a protein of 376 amino acids. Gene Ontology annotation, biological process: regulation of DNA-templated transcription.
AUGUUGCAGUGCGCCCCCAAGAAGAACGAGCGACUUCGAGGGUCGUGCGACUUUUGCACCCAGUCCAAGCUUAGGUGCAACAAGAAUAAACCGUCGUGCCGACGUUGCACCAUCCAACAACAGCCUUGCGUCUACAGCGUCGCGCGUCGCACAGGCCGACCGCCGAAACGUCCCCGCAAGGCCAAUGAUGGCCAGGAAGCCAAUGAGCAGCAUGGGGACCAAGAUCCAGUGACUUCAACACCUGGAGGCUCAUGCCAACAGCAGUCGAACCAUUUGUUGGAUGUAGAGGGCGACGGCGCCAACUUCACCCUCGCGGAUGCCAGCACAACGGCCCAGGAUCGAGAAACCGCUGCCUGCACUGCCCUAGACAAUGCUCUUCUCAUGGGGGGAACCUUUGGAUUCAGUUCCCUGCUCGAUGAUCCGCUGAUCCAAAGUGAUGACUUCCUCAGCUUCUCUCUUUGUAUGCCCCCAGGAGAAGAAGAAGGACAUAUGGCCAGUCCUUGCAGCCCACCUAUACUACCCUCCAUCGACGUACCGCACCUGCCUGCGCGUUUCGGAUUCCUUGAAAGCUCCGUUGAGUCCGGGCUACACGGUCGUAAUGGGCCACACUUGAUCGAACAGCCGGACAAGACAGUUCCUUCGAGUUUCUCUGAGAUGGAAAAGAUAUAUGACGAAGGGUUGACAUUUUCGGGACUAGAUAGUGCGAUCAAUGCGGUUACCAACAACGGCAAGGGCGAGCCUAGUAUCCCUGGCACAAUGGCGGCUCAUCCCCACAGCAAACGUCAGUGUUUCUGUUCUACGUCUAUGAACUGGGUCAUUGAGGCGUUGAGGGAUGUGGCUCAGGAUCUUUCUUCUGGGCAAGAUAACCUGGGGGGGUUCCGUGCCGGACUCUGUCCUCCAAAGGACAAGUUCAGCAUCUGUGUUGGGCGAUUUGUUCUAGACGACCAGCUCCGGGAGUCGUGUACACGAAGCCUGGUCAGAUACCGUCUGCGCAAGCUGAUCCCUAUCAUGGACACUAUGAUGAAGCUGAAUUAUCGGGGGGCAGGGGGUGCGCUUUCGCAAGCUAUUCGUACCAUGGUAGAGGAUGUCCGCCAUAAGAUAGAAUCUGCUUUGGGCAUGAUGGAGCUGUAG